GAAGCAAAGCGGGAAACUUGUAUUGGCGGUGGUGAGACGUUGCCUUCUCAUGGCUCGUAAUUCUGGUUGGGUUUGCUCUUACUACUUACAGGGCAACUGCCGUUUCGGUGAUAGAUGCUGGUAUGAGCAUCCACGUGGUGGCAGAGCCAGCCAGGCCUUUGGUCAAAACUCAGACUCUAACAGAAGAGGAACUCGGGGUAGACCGCAUCAUUAUUCUGCUAGUUUGCAGGCAUCUAAUUAUUCAAAAUCUUCUACGUGGAAAAGCAACAAAGAUCCCAGAUCCUCAAAUUUUUCUCAGAAUAGAUUUACUGCAUUAGAUUCAAGUGAACAUGUGAAUAAGGAUAUUCAACCUGAAGAAGAAAAUCUUCAUGAAAUAAUAAUGAAAGACAUGGAGAUUUGGGAAUCUUCUGGACAAUGGAUGUUUUCUUCCUAUUCACCAGUGAAAGAAAAACCUAAUAUUUCAGGUUUCUCUGACUUUCUGCAAGAAGAGUUGCGUCUUGCGUAUUAUAACUGUAAAGCAAACAAUAACACACAAGCUUAUGUCAAUUCAGUCCAGCAACUAGCUACUCGGUGGAAAGGUAGAUUGAAUGAAUUGAAGAAUGCAACUCCCUCUACUAAAACUGCAACAGUCACUGAAUUGAAGAAUGUGACUAAUCACCGAUCUCCUCCAUUUGGGUUUGGAAGAGAGCGGAUGCCGCCACCUAGAACAUCAAACUUUCCUACGGAUACACGGAAUACUGGUCAAGCCUUUUCUUUCAAAUCUUCUGAACCUGCUGCUGUCUCAUCUGGAAACCUUCCUAAUGUCCAAGGUGCUGUACUUUCUUCAGUUGCUCCUCCUACAGUUGGCUAUAAUAAUAUGCCAGAUUCUUCAGCAGGAUCCUUUUCAUUUAAUAUGGCUACAACACCAGAUGAAAUUGGAACAUCUAGAUUUUCAGGAUUUGGAAAACCCUUUUCUGCAAAUUUUUCACCAGACACCACACCUGCUACAGCAUUUGGAAAAGCAAUUGUACCUCCUGCUUUCAGUUCUAUAUAUACACUCUUUGGAGAAUCGACACCUUUUCUUACAAGUAAUAUUGCAGUGAAAUCCCCAGCAAUUCCAUCCUUUGGCUCUACAGAAGAAUUAUUUACUUCCCGGCUCCAACUGUCUACAGAAGAACUAAAACAGUUCAGCGCUAAAAAAUUCAGUUUGGGAAAUGUCCCAUUAAGACCGCCACCCAUGGAAUUUCUUAAUAUGUAGCACACGUUCUACAGAUGCUCUUUCUAUUUGUUUUUCUACAUUUGUUAACAUAUGUACUACGACCAAAUCCUUGGACUAAGUUUAAUUUUCUUUAUGGGUCACCAACAAUGCUUCAGAAUUAUUGGAUUCAUUUCUACUAAAGAAUAUUCUUGAUUUAUUAAUACCAAAAUGGAAAUUUUUAGUUUGAAAACAAAACGUUAUGUUGAAAAUAAUGGUUAUUCAGCACUCAUUCUUGGAACACUAAAAGUCUGAAUAUAAACUUGGUAAUAAGCCUUAGGUACUGUAUUUUCUUUGGCUGCUGCCUAUGCAGUUGGCUUUAAUAAUCUGCCAGAUUCAUUAGCAGGUUUCUUUUCAUUUAAUGGUACAUCUGAUGUGGCUUCAACAUCAGAUGGAAUUGAAGCACCUGGGUUUUCUGGAUUCGAAAAACCUUUUUUGUGCUGCCUAGAUUAUAUAAUAUUAGGCUUAUUACUGUUCUUUAUGAUAUAGCCAUAUGAGGAUAAAUGAUAAAUUUGCAGAGGAUUAGUAAGGCAACUCCAUUCAAUGCAAAAGAAGAACAAUAAAA
Molecule: messenger RNA, 1799 nt
Organism: Protobothrops mucrosquamatus (brown spotted pit viper)
Lineage: Eukaryota; Metazoa; Chordata; Lepidosauria; Squamata; Viperidae
Gene: NUP42
Product: nucleoporin 42
Exons: 7
Coding region: 50-1237 (395 amino acids)
Cellular component (GO): nuclear envelope
Molecular function (GO): metal ion binding; nuclear export signal receptor activity
Source: RefSeq, a predicted model, not a curated record